AUGGGCUAUAGAGAAGGCUUCAGCCAGUGGUGGGCUUGUUUGCCGGCCGCAGCAGCAGAGCAUAAAGUUCUGUCCUACCUGCCUUACCUUCAGCACAACCCUCCCACCCAUCGACAGACGGGAAACACCUCGGACGUCCCUGCAGGCACGCCUGAUAGCCUUCAAGCUGCAGACCCCAGUCAACAGGGAGACGUGUCAAUCAACUCCCUCAAUGAUCCGUACGGCCCUCGUCGAUGGCGCUCUACUAUGGUUGAGCUGAGUGGGAAGGACCGGGCGCUCAAUGAAUUUUCCGUGGAGAGGGUUGGCGAGGAUGCUGAUCAGCAUCUGGUUAUGCUUCACGGAUAUGGCGCUGGACUGGGCUUUUUCUACAAAAACUUUGAACCGCUGAGCCGGCUCAAAGGGUGGCAACUUCAUGCCCUGGAUAUGCUGGGCAUGGGUCGCAGCACCCGUCCUCAAUUUCGCAUCAAGGCGAAAGAAAAGGAGGAGGCUACACGGGAGGCUGAAGACUGGUUUGUGGAUGCGCUGGAAGAAUGGCGUGUUAAACGCAAAAUUGAUCGAUUUACUUUGCUCGGUCAUAGUCUGGGCGGAUACAUGGCAGUCGCCUAUGCUCUCAAAUAUCCAGGCCAUUUGAACAAACUCAUUCUCGCGUCUCCGGUGGGAAUACCAGAAGACCCAUUUGCUGUUGCGGCCGGAAUGCCGGAGCACUCUGAGUCGACCAUGGCCAACGAGUUCACACAGGAUCAAUCCAAAAUCACAGAAUCCUCGUCAGCGGUCCCUCCUCCUGGAAUGUUGCAGCAAAAAGGCGAUGGCAACACCCUCCUCACUCGGCAGACUGUAGACGCACAGUCUGAUCGCCCUCCCCGUCGCACUCUUCCCAGGUGGUUUGCCUAUCUCUGGGAUGCUAACAUCUCUCCCUUCAGCUUGGUUCGGUGGACUGGACCCUUUGGGCCGCGAAUUGUAUCCGGCUGGACCUCUCGAAGAUUCUCCCACUUGCCAGCAGCAGAGGCCAAAGCCCUGCAUGACUACUCAUAUUCGAUCUUCAGUCAGCGAGGGAGCGGAGAGUACGCUCUGACAUACAUUCUCGCCCCCGGUGCUUUUGCUCGCAGUCCUCUUAUCAGACGGAUCCAGGGUGUUGGACGGCAAAUCAUCCAGUCGUCCUCUUCCACACCCCCCUCGCUACCAGCCGAAGCUACAGAAACAUCUCCCCACCAGUCCACUUCCGAAUCGCCUGUUAAACCCGAACCCUCUUCAUUGCCACCCGCCAGACGUGAGAACGGUAUCCCCAUCAUCUUCAUGUAUGGUGACCACGACUGGAUGGACGCAGCAGGUGGUCUCGCAGCCCAGACCAAGAUCGAAGAAGAAAAGCGACGUGCCCUCGAGAAUGCCACAGCAGAAGAACGCAAGGCAGACAACGGCUCUGCCAAGGUGGUCAUCGUCAAGGGAUCAGGACACCAUGUCUACUUGGAUGCGUGGGAAGAUUUCAACAAAAUGGUUUUAUCCGAGAUGGAAGAGGUUGGCCGGCGAGAGAGAAAUGGGAAGCUAUGA
Molecule: messenger RNA, 1545 nt
Organism: Aspergillus wentii DTO 134E9
Lineage: Eukaryota; Fungi; Ascomycota; Eurotiomycetes; Eurotiales; Aspergillaceae
Product: putative alpha/beta hydrolase
Exons: 2
Coding region: 1-1545 (514 amino acids)
Biological process (GO): cardiolipin acyl-chain remodeling
Cellular component (GO): mitochondrial inner membrane
Molecular function (GO): A2-type glycerophospholipase activity
Source: RefSeq, a predicted model, not a curated record